Messenger RNA from Heterobasidion irregulare TC 32-1, 249 nucleotides. RefSeq lists its product as uncharacterized. The record is from RefSeq and is a predicted model, not a curated record. The transcript has a single exon. Lineage: Eukaryota; Fungi; Basidiomycota; Agaricomycetes; Russulales; Bondarzewiaceae. The coding region runs from base 1 to 249 and encodes 82 amino acids.
AUGCAUCCCCAGGUCUGCACCCAUCCCUUUCCUUGUCACCAGCAUUCAUUUAUUACACGAACCAUCAUAUUCUUGUCACUGAUACACAUCCUCAUCGAUCUUGCCCUUGCUGGAAUAUUCACUUACACGAUGGUGAACGCGCGGCGAUAUUCCGAUUGGCGGCGUCUGGUAUGUUCUGCACUGGUGGUAUCCUCUACCAUCGGAAUCAAUCUUAGAGCUGUCUCAUCAGCCCCGAUGGCAGUAUUGUAG